Messenger RNA from Amphiprion ocellaris (clown anemonefish), 2749 nucleotides. RefSeq names its product tripartite motif-containing protein 16-like. Bases 443 to 2119 code for a protein of 558 amino acids. The transcript has a single exon. Gene Ontology annotation, molecular function: zinc ion binding; protein binding. The record is from RefSeq and is a predicted model, not a curated record. NCBI's taxonomy places the organism in Eukaryota, Metazoa, Chordata, Actinopteri, Pomacentridae.
UAUUUACAGUCACAAGCUUUGCUCAAGUCCAAAAUUGAAGAACAGCAGGAAUGUCUCAAACAUACAAUUGAAAGAAGUCAUGAUAUGAAGUGAAAACCACAGAUUUAAAUCUGUUUACUUUGGGUGAACAUGCUGCUAAAGCAGCUGACAGAAGGCUUUAAUGUCAGCUUGAAUGUGAUGAACACUGAUAACCUUCUCUUCUCUCCAACAGAGUCCAGAUCUGAUGGUAGAUUUCCUGCCUCCUCACCUUUCAUAGAUCUGCCAGCUGAUUGAUUGGUGACAUUACAAUCCUGCAAAGUACAAAACCUGACACAUCUGACUCAUGCAAAUAGAUGUGUGACGGUUGAAUGAAACAGUUUGGGUGUGGCCUCCUGUGUGAUGCCUUAAGUUGCUUUGAAGGAAGUAAAAUCUCCGCAGACGUUUGCAGUUGCUGAGAGGUGAAAUGGCACAGAGAGGACAUCAGAUGGAUUCAGAAAAACUUUCUUGUUCCAUCUGUCUGGAUCUACUGAAGGAUCCAGUCACUACUUCCUGUGGACACAGCUACUGCAUGAACUGUAUUAAAACACACUGGGAUGGAGAGGAUAUGAAAAGAAUCUACAGCUGCCCACAAUGCAGGGAGAUUUUCACACCAAGGCCUGUUCUGGAGAAAAACUUCAUGUUAGCAGAGUUGGUGGAGGAGCUGAAGAAGACUGGACUCCAAGCUGCUGCUGCUGAUCACUGCUAUGCUGGACCUGAAGAUGUGGCCUGUGAUGUCUGCACUGGGAGGAAGAGGAAAUCUGUCAAGUCCUGUUUGCGCUGCAUGAUCUCCUACUGUGAGCAACACCUCCAACCUCACUAUGAUGCACCUCCACUAAAGAAACACCAGCUGGUGGAGCCCUCCAAGAACCUCCAGGAGAACAUCUGCUCUCCUCAUGAUGAGGUGAUGAAGAUUUUCUGUCGCACCGACCAACGGUUGAUCUGUUAUCUCUGCACAAUGGAUGAACAUAAAGGACAUGAAACAGUCCCAGCAGCAGCAGAAAGGACGGAGAAGCAGAAGGAGCUGGAGGUGAGUCGACUGAACAUCCAGCAGAGAAUCCAGGACAAAGAGAAAGAUGAGAAGCUGCUUCAACAGGAAGUGAAAGCCAUCAAUUUUGAUGCCGAAAAAACAGUGGAGGACAGUGAGAAGAUGUUCGCCCAGAUGAUCCGUCUCAUCCAGAAAAGAAGCUUUGAUGUGGAGCAGCAGAUCAGAUCCCAGCAGGAGACUGAAGUGAGUCGAGUCAAAGAGCUUCAGGAGAAGCUGAAGCAGGAGAUCAGAGAUCUGAAGAGGAAAGACGCUGAGCUGAAGCAGCUCUCAGAUACACCAGAUCACACCCAGUUUCUCCACAACUACCCCUCAGUGUCAGCAUUCAGUGAGUCCAAACCCUCAUCCAGCAUCAACAUCCAUCCUCUGAAACACUUUGAGGAGGUGACAGCAGCUGUGAAAGAGCUCAGAGAUAAACUACAGGACAUUCUGAGGGACACCUGGUCAAACAUCUCACCGACAAUCACUGAAGAGGAUGCUUUACUGUCAGGACCAGAACCAAAGACCAGAGAGGAAUUCUUAAUCUAUGCACGACAAAUCACUCUGGAUCCAAACACAGCAAACACAUAUCUGUUACUAUCUGAGGGAAACAGAAAAGUAAUAUUAUUGAAUCAACAGCAGUCUUAUUCUGAUCAUCCAGAAAGAUUUAAUACAUAUUUUCAGGUCCUGAGUAAAGAGAGUCUGACAGGACGAUGUUACUGGGAGGUGGAGUGGAGAGGAGGAGGAGGAGUUAAGGUAGCAGCUGCAUACAAGAAUGUCAGCGAAGACGGGACGUCAAAUAAUUAUGUAUUUGGAUUCAACGACAAGUCUUGGGCUUUACGUUGUUACACAGACAGAUAUACAUUUUUGUACAACAAAGUCCAAACUGUCCUCUCAGGUCCUCGGUCCUCCAGAAUCGGAGUUUAUGUGGAUCACAGAGCAGGUAUUCUGUCUUUCUACAGCGUCUCUGAAACCAUGAGUCUCCUCCACAGAGUCCAGACCACAUUCACUGAACCCAUACAUGCUGGUUUUCUGCUUUGUAAUGCUGGAGUCACUGCUGAGUUCGUUAAACUCAAAUAGAGUCUGAGAGUCGACUUGUGUUCAGCCAUGAUUUACAUACAUGAUACAUGAUUUUCUGAAGUAGCCUUGAAAUUUUAGCAGAUGAUAAGUUCAUGACAUUAAUGACUGAAGGAAUUCUUCCUUUGUGACUUUUAAAGUGGUGAAAACUACAUAAGAUGUGUUAAGUAGCAAAACAUGAGUUAGUAUAACAGAGAAAUGUGUUUUCCACUGGUGUCUGAAAAUACUACUGCAGUGAUACUACAGUGACUAAACAUGUAACUACAUUUAUUUCAAUCAUACUGCUAUUCAUAUUGUGUAAAUGUUUUAUUUUUCUGGUUCAUAAUUUUAUUCUAUAGUUGCUGUAAGUAUUUUCCUGAAGACUGUCAAGUAGAAACAUGAAGAAACUGAGUGAUUUGUAAUUGUUUGUCAUUUUUAAAGCUGCUUUCAGCUUCUGAAACAUGAACAUAUGUUGGUUUUCUGUUUUAUACGUGACAGUAAACUGAAUUUGUUUAGUUUUUGAUACGAACUGUUGAAAUAUAACACAAUCUGAAAUCUUGAGCUGUUAUAGAUCAAAAUUGGUGUUUUUUGUUGUUGUUGCUGUGCAGUCGAACUGCAUUGUAAACAAAAAUAAAGUAGAAAUUGUGAGAAUGA